GACACGAUACAGCUAGGCACAUAAUGGAGCGGUCUGUGAGAUGAUCCCAUACAGUGGAUACAUGGGGUCAUUAGUUACCCCAGAAUAGGGACCCCUCCAGGGCCUGAGUGACACACUGUCACACAUAUGGGGAGGCCCGGGGCCUGAGUGACACACACUGGGGGAGGGCCCGUCACAUCUCCGCCUCCAGGGGAGGGCUGAGCGCAGUCGGUGGGGAGGAGGGAGCAGCACAGCCGGCCGGGCGUGAACCUCACCAAGGAGAGGCACAAACUUCUCGGGCCGGGGCAUCAGAGGCUACAUGGAAAAGUGUUCGAGGAAGCGGGUAGAUAGCUACUGGCCAUUUACAGCUCUCACCCCCCUCUAACUGAGGGGGGGUCCCCGGAGAAUAGAAGACCCAUCAAUACCCCCGUGUGGGUCAGUACGAGAUGGGCAGUGCGAAAAGCAAGCCACGGGAAGGCGGACCACGGAGCCGCAGCCUAGAUAUUGCUGAGGGGUCCCAUCCACAUUUCCCAUCACUCUCUGCUUCUCAGACCCCCAGCAAGAGUCUGGAGUCGCAUCGUCCUACUGCCCAGCCAUUUGGGGGCAACUGUGAUAUUACACCGUUUGGAGGGGUAAACUUUUUGAACACCAUCACUUCCCCUCAGAGGACCGAUCCAUUAGCAGGGGGUGUCACCACCUUUGUAGCCCUCUAUGAUUAUGAAUCUCGUACAGAAACAGACUUGUCCUUUAAAAAGGGAGACAGACUACAGAUUGUCAACAACACGAGGCCAGACAUCAGGGAAGGCGAUUGGUGGCUGGCUCGGUCACUCAGUUCCGGACAGACCGGGUAUAUUCCCAGCAACUAUGUGGCUCCUUCUGACUCCAUACAGGCUGAAGAGUGGUACUUGGGGAAGAUUACACGCAGAGAAUCAGAACGUCUAUUACUCAACCAGGAGAAUCCACGGGGAACAUUCCUAGUGCGAGAGAGUGAGACCACCAAAGGUGCUUACUGUCUGUCUGUAUCCGAUUAUGACCCAAACCGUGGACUGAACGUGAAACAUUACAAGAUUCGGAAAUUGGACAGUGGUGGAUUCUACAUUACAUCUCGAACUCAGUUCAACAACCUUCAGCAGCUAGUGGCUUACUACAGCAAACACGCAGAUGGCCUCUGUCACCGGCUUACCAAUGUGUGUCCCACAUCCAAGCCCCAAACACAAGGGUUAUCAAAAGAUGCCUGGGAAAUUCCAAGGGAUUCUUUACGUUUGGAGCUCAAGCUUGGGCAGGGCUGUUUCGGGGAAGUGUGGAUGGGUACAUGGAAUGGCACAACACGGGUGGCCAUUAAGACCCUGAAACCAGGUACCAUGUCCCCAGAGGCAUUCCUACAAGAGGCACAGGUGAUGAAGAAACUAAGACAUGAGAAGCUGGUACAGCUGUAUGCAGUAGUGUCAGAGGAACCCAUCUAUAUUGUUACAGAGUACAUGAGCAAAGGCAGCCUCUUGGACUUCCUGAAGAGUGAGAUGGGCAGCUACCUCCGGCUUCCACAGCUUGUAGACAUGUCUGCACAGAUUGCAUCUGGCAUGGCAUACGUAGAGCGGAUGAACUAUGUACACCGUGACCUCCGGGCUGCCAAUAUUUUAGUAGGCGACAGCCUGGUGUGUAAGGUGGCAGACUUUGGACUGGCAAGACUGAUUGAAGAUAAUGAAUAUACAGCCCGCCAAGGUGCCAAGUUUCCUAUUAAAUGGACAGCCCCUGAAGCUGCUUUAUAUGGACGAUUCACUAUCAAAUCUGAUGUCUGGUCCUUUGGAAUUCUCCUGACAGAGCUUACCACAAAAGGAAGGGUCCCCUAUCCUGGAAUGGUGAACAGAGAAGUCCUAGACCAAGUAGAGCGUGGUUAUCGAAUGCCUUGCCCUCCUGAUUGCCCAGAUUCACUUCAUGAGCUAAUGUGUCAGUGCUGGAGGAAAGACCCAGAGGAGCGGCCAACAUUUGAAUACUUGCAGGCCUUCCUGGAAGACUACUUCACUGCGACUGAGCCCCAAUACCAACCUGGGGACAACCUCUAGGGAAAGAGCAAUCUUACCUGCAAUAUGGGCUUUAGCAAAUUUUGUGGAAAAGAACCUGUGCAAGACACAGCUGCAAUGGUACUGUAUGCCUGCCUAUCGCUGUGUUGCAGCACUUAGAGCAUCAGCUACUAGUGACAGCCUGGUACAGUGUGAUACUGCUGGCAGCAGAGGGGAAGAGCUGCUCUCCACCCCUGUGCUGCUUCUGUUUCAUCUUCCGUUUACAGCAGAUGAUUUUUCACUUUUCCGAUCCGGAACAGAAAAUUCUGCUGCUCUUGACACAUGUCGCCUGCUGAGAUAUAUAAUCUUUUUUUUUUUUCAAAGACAUGAUCCAUUCCUUCCAUAUGCCUAGAAAGCAGAGCCUGGGUCACCGGACCCCCAAACAAUCUUCUACUGCUUGUAUGUCUCAGAGAAAAUGACUUUGGAAAUAAUUUUCUCAGAAGGAACCUUUCUCAUUGGCUAUUUUCUGAGACUUUCAUUUGAGGGCAAACUGACAGACUUCUCAUCUAGAGUACUACAUAUACCAUGUUUUGUAUACUCUUUCAUGGGUGGGUUAUGGUGUCUUUCAAAGUCUUCCAGCCCCAACAAGCGUCCUCAAAACGGGAGAACGACAGUAGGGCUGCGUUUUUAUAUAAUGAAGAAGAUACAUGAUUGCCCUAACUACUGUUUGCAUCCUGAGUUAUCUGCCAUGUAGGGCCUAACACUAGAACUCCCUUUAUAAUCUAAACCCCUAUAAUGUUACCCUCUGCAGUUUCUGAGGUGGAUUUUAGAAAUGUAGCAGACUCCCUCCCUGUUAUACUGGUGUUUUUGUUUAUGGGUUAUUUUUUUAAAUUAAUCUUAUAGGUUUGUUUUUUUUCCUUGUGAGUGGAUGCUCGGAAACCACAAUGUAACAACACUCUAUGUGAAAUUCUUCCUGGGUUAUAGGGAAAACAUCUGUUUAGAAUUAUUAAUUAAUUUAUGGUACUGAAUGUUGCUUUUGGAUAGGGGGAGGCAGAGUACUGAGUCAUCACCUUUUUUAUUGUCUCCUAAGAGCCCAAUAUGACAGGGAAAUAACUUUAUAUAACGCAAAUAAGUUAUUAGAUCUCCAGCACGCUUCUCAUUGAAAAGUGAUCACUUCAAAGCAGAGAGAGUGUAAAAAGAAGGGGGAAACAUAAAAAUUGUUCAGUUUUUAUUUAGAUUUUUCCUUUAAACAGAACAGUUGUUCAGCUUGUGUAUAAGUGGUAGUAAUCCUUCACCUUGAACUAUUUAAAAUUGGGCUUUUGAUACUGGUAUAAAUGCAUUUCGCCGUGACUGUAUUGGAGGCUACUGUGACCCUUGGAUAACACAGGGUUCUGCCAGAAUGGAAUGGGUUAAUCCUAAAAUUUCUCAGGGAUGGGAAGGUGUGGGAUUUAUAUUGCCAAUGUAGAGCGAUGGGAGUGUGUGACACCAUUGCUUGUACCUGCUCUAGCAUUAGAUGUUGCCUGGACAUAGCAACUAGUUCUGGGUGGGUACAGAAUGGUAUAAAGCCCUUGCUCUCACAGUGCCAAUCUAACUUUUCUGCCUGCAUAUAGAAAAAUGUGUAUAUAUACAUGUUGUUUUUUUAAUUGUUAUAUACCACUUGUGUGCUAGGGCAGAGCUUUGUAUCGUGACUGCUAGCCCAAAUACACUGUAUGUAGGGGUGUGCUACAGAUCUGCCUGUAGUACUUGGAGGGUUACCCACUUUUUUUUUUUUUUUAAAGGGUCAAUUGAAAAGCUGGGACAGAAAAGGGUUAUGUUAGAGGGUUAACAGACCUCUCCUUUUAAUAAAGGUUACCUAUGAACCCAAGAUGUUAAGAUUGUGCUGGAUUCAUUGUAUUUGUAUGACUAGGGUGGUUGUCCCGCUAAAAUGUUCUUUGACAACAAACGCCAAGGUGCAUCUGUCAGGUCUGCCUUUCACUGCAUUGCAAUUGGCUGUCCCACCUUACAGAAAAUCGCAUCACUAGUGAAAAGGCACAGUUCUGGAACUGCAUCAUAAAAAUGGUUCUUAUAAGGUUGACUUGGCUGGAUGUCAGAGAAUUUACAAAGCUUGGACUCCCCCCUUCAAUUGUCCUGCAUGAAAGGAGAAAGACAUGUGGUCCAUUUCUCUUAUUAACACUUUAAACACUGGCACUACUUGCUUGUAUCUCCAUAGCAAUAAUAUACAUAAUUAAAAUGGUACAGUGAAUAAAGAAGAGCAGUGGAUCUAUGA
Molecule: messenger RNA, 4242 nt
Organism: Pseudophryne corroboree (corroboree frog)
Lineage: Eukaryota; Metazoa; Chordata; Amphibia; Anura; Myobatrachidae
Gene: SRC
Product: SRC proto-oncogene, non-receptor tyrosine kinase
Exons: 13
Coding region: 426-2039 (537 amino acids)
Biological process (GO): bone resorption; epidermal growth factor receptor signaling pathway; negative regulation of intrinsic apoptotic signaling pathway
Cellular component (GO): extrinsic component of cytoplasmic side of plasma membrane
Molecular function (GO): signaling receptor binding; ATP binding; non-membrane spanning protein tyrosine kinase activity
Source: RefSeq, a predicted model, not a curated record